UUUACCUAUCAUGGUUUUUUUUUUUGUAUUUUUUGGUUGUCCUUUUAACCCUUCCAGUGCUCUGGCUCGGAGUGCAGCUGGCGGCUGGCUAGAAGGAGGGGAGGGAUGCGAGAGAGGCAGGCAUUAGGGCUCCGGGGAAAUCUUUAAACUGUUCUCUCUCUCGCUCUCUCUCAAUCCUUUCUCGAUCAGUUAAAGCCACUUCAGUUCGGAGCGCAGCAUCUGAGCAACAGCAGCUGUGUGUGUAGCUUGCUCACCUUCUGCAUCUGCCACUACUGCCCCUCUGCCACCCUGCCCUGUCACUUACCUCUGCAAACAUGCCAAUAGGAUGUUAACCCCCCUGAGACAUUUGCCAGCCUGGCACUCUUGGGUUUCCCUCUCCAGGUUACAAUGAAUGAGGCUGCCUGUCUGCUUAUCUUUCUUCUUCAGCUCUUUCCUGCAGCCGGAGGGGAGGUAUUUGCAGGUGGCUGUACGUUUGAGGAGCAUUACAGCAGUUGUGGAUACAGCGUGGCUCUGGGUACCAAUGGGUUUACAUGGGAGCAGGUGAAUACAUGGGAGAGACCACCAAUGGAUGCCACGGUACCAACAGGCUCCUUCAUGCUUGUAAACAGCUCUGGGUUUGCUUCUGGUCAAAAAGCCCACCUCCUCCUCCCUGUGCUCAAAGAGAAUGACACUCACUGCAUAGACUUCCACUACCACAUGUCUGGUCGUACCAGCCCUGGUGCCCUCAAUGUCUAUGUGAAGGUGAAUGGUGGACCCCAGGGAAAUCCAGUGUGGAAUGUAUCUGGGGUAGUGACUGAGGGCUGGGUCCGGGCUGAACUAGCAAUCAGCACAUUUUGGCCCAAUUUCUACCAGAUCAUUUUUGAAGCUGUCUCCGUGAAGGAUCACUCCGGGUACAUCGCUGUGGAUGAGGUCCGCGUUCUGGCUCAUCCUUGCCGGAACGCUCCACAUUUCCUGCGCUUGCAAAACGUGGAAGUUAACGUCGGCCAGAAUGCUACUUUCCAAUGCAUCGCCGGAGGCAAGUGGUCGCAACAUGACAAGCUGUGGCUGCAGCAGUGGAAUGGCCGUGACACAGCCCUCAUGGUGACACGUGUGGUAAAUCACAGGCGGUUUUCAGCCACGGUCAGUGUCGGGGAAACGUCUCAACGCAGUAUCAGCAAAUAUCGUUGUGUCUUGAGGUCAACAGGAGGCUCGGGAGUCUCCAACUAUGCAGAACUUAUUGUGAAAGAGCCUCCAACCCCGAUUGCUCCUCCAGAGCUUCUGGCAGUGGGAGCCACUUACCUGUGGAUCAAACCAAAUGCAAACUCUAUCAUUGGGGAUGGGCCAAUUGUGCUGAAAGAGGUUGAGUAUCGAACCACAUCAGGAAGCUGGGCCGAGACCCAUGUCAUGGAUGGACCGACUUACAAACUGUGGCACUUGGACCCAGACGUUGAGUAUGAGAUACGUGUCCUUUUGACUCGUCCAGGAGAAGGAGGGACGGGACCACCAGGUCCUCCACUCACCACAAGAACCAAAUGUGCAGACCCAGUGCAUGGGCCCCAGAAUGUAGAGCUGGUCGACAUCCGUGCCCGCCAACUGACCCUGCAGUGGGAGCCGUUUGGUUAUUCAGUCACUCGGUGCCACAGCUACAACCUGACCCUGCACUACAGCUUCCGGCUAGGGGAGGAACGAGUGGAGGCUGAGGAGCUGAUUUUGACCUCCAGCCAUUACACGCUACGUGGCCUUAGGCCCCAUACAGCUGUUUACUUGCGCCUUGCUCUCUGCAACCCUGAGGGCAGAAAAGAAAGUGGAGAGAUUGUGGUGCACACAGAGGAAGAUGUACCUGCACCUGUCCCUCUAGAGUCUAUUCAAGGUGGGCCUUUUGAAGAGAAGAUUUACUUACAGUGGAAAGCUCCAAAUGAGACAAAUGGGGUCAUCUCCAUGUAUGAGAUCUCCUAUAAGGCAGUGGGCUCUCUUGAUCCCAGUGCAGAUCUAUCCAAUCAAAAGGGACGGAUCUUCAAGCUGCGCAAUGAAACUCACCAUCUCUUUGUGGGACUCUAUCCUGGAUCUACCUACUCCUUCACCAUCAGAGCCAGCACAAGCAAGGGAUUUGGACCCCCUGUGACUGCCCGCAUUGCCACCAAAAUAUCAGCUCCUUCCAUGAUCGAUUCUGAAGCAGAGGUUCCUCUUAAUGAAACAGAAACCACCAUCACGGUUUGGCUGAAACCAGCACAGUCCCGAGGUGCCCCUGUGAGUGUGUACCAGCUGGUGGUGAAAGAAGAACGGGCCCAGAGGUCAGGGCGGGCAGCAGAUGGCAGUGGGUGCUUCCCUGUGCCAGUGGGUUACCGGAAUGCCUCAGCACUGGAAUCUGCUCAUUACUUUGCAGCAGAACUGAAGCCAGCACAGUUGGCUGUCACACAACCCUUUACAGUUGGAGACAACAAGACCUACAAUGGAUACUGGAAUGCUCCUCUUUCGCCAGUGAAGAGCUAUAGCAUAUACUUCCAGGCACUCAGUACUGCCAACGGGGAGACAAAGAUCAGCUGUGUCCGCCUAGCAUCCAAAGCGGUAACUGCCGACCUUCUUCCCGCCACCCGCCACCCCCCAAGCCAGCCAGUAACAGGAGCCUCUACGCAGAACACCAACACUGUGGAGCCUGAGAAACCAUCUGACAGCACAGUGCAGACCGCUGGGGUUAUUGCCGGAAUGCUAAUGUUCAUUAUUAUCCUCCUUGGAGCCAUGAUGACUAUCAAAAGAAGAAGCAUUUUGACUCAUUGUAACAGGUCAAAGAUGAGGACUCGAGGGCAUUGGUUGACUACGCUGGAUCCAGGAAAAAGAAGAAAUGUGUACUCCUAUUCAUACUAUCUGAAACUGGCCAAAAAGCAAAAGGAGUCCCAAAGUGGAUCACAGAGAGAGAUGGGUCUUGUGGCUUCAGAUAAAAGUUCCAGCAAACUGAGUUCAACUCGAAAUGAAGACACCUUCUCAAGUUGUCAGGACGUGAACGGAUUCAGCACCUCCUCUCCCUGCUCCUUCUCCGUACAAAGCAAAAACCUGCAGGGAAAAUCCCUGCUCAAUUCAUGCUAUUCAGUCUCCUCUGACACAGUGCCCUCCUCAACUCUUCUAGACAACAGCCAUGUAGAGAUGAACCAGCCUACAUUAACUAUACAGACCCAUCCAUACAGGACGUGUGAGCCACUUGAAAUGGCAUAUCCCCGUGGACAGCUCCAGCCAGCCAUCAGAGUGGCAGACCUUCUUCAGCAUAUAACCCAGAUGAAAAGGGGACAGGGCUAUGGCUUUAAAGAGGAGUAUGAGGCACUCCCUGAGGGACAAACUGCAUCCUGGGAUACUGCCAAGGAAGAUGAGAACCGUAAUAAAAACCGUUAUGGAAAUAUUAUAUCAUAUGAUCACUCUCGGGUGCGACUCCAGCAGAUAGAUGGGGACCCUCACUCCGAUUACAUCAACGCUAACUAUGUGGAUGGUUACCAUCGUCCUCGACACUACAUUGCUACACAAGGUCCCAUGCAGGAGACAGUAAAGGAUUUCUGGAGAAUGGUCUGGCAGGAGAACUCCAUCAGCGUGGUCAUGGUGACAAACCUCGUAGAAGUGGGACGGGUGAAGUGUGUCAGGUACUGGCCUGAUGACACCGAAGUCUAUGGUGAUAUCAAAGUGUCUCUGAUAGAGACAGAGCCAUUGGCUGAGUAUGUCAUCCGGACAUUCACAGUUCAGAAGAAAGGUUCCCAUGAGAUCCGAGAGAUCCGCCAGUUCCACUUCACUAGCUGGCCGGACCAUGGUGUACCAUGCUAUGCCACCGGCCUGUUAGGUUUCGUAAGGCAGGUGAAAUUCCUCAACCCACCGGACGCUGGACCCAUCACUGUGCAUUGCAGUGCUGGCGCUGGACGGACUGGCUGCUUUAUAGCGAUUGACAUCAUGCUCGAUAUGGCAGAGAAUGAGGGAGUGGUGGACAUAUUCAACUGUGUGCGAGAGCUCCGUGCACAAAGAGUCAACAUGGUGCAGACUGAGGAGCAGUAUGUUUUCGUUCAUGAUGCCAUUCUGGAAGCCUGUCUAUGUGGUAACACCGCAAUUCCCGUGUGUGAAUUUCGCUCUGUCUACUACAACAUUAGUCGAAUGGACCCACAGACCAACUGUAGCCAGAUCAAAGAUGAGUUUCAGACCUUGAACAUUGUGACUCCGAGAGCCAGACCAGAGGACUGCAGCAUUGGGCUUUUACCACGUAACCAUGACAAGAACCGUGCUCUCGAUGUUUUGCCCCUGGACCGGUGCCUGCCUUUCCUUAUCUCACUGGAUGGAGAGACUAGUAAUUACAUCAAUGCUACUCUAAUGGAUAGUCAUAAAAAACCAGCUGCAUUCUUGGUCACACAACAUCCGUUACCCAAUACGGUGGCAGAUUUCUGGAGGUUGGUGUUUGACUACAACUGUUCCUCUGUCGUCAUGCUGAAUGAGAUGGAUGCAGCACAGCUCUGUCUCCAGUACUGGCCGGAGAAGACAUCCUGUUGUUACGGUCCUGUGCAGGUGGAAUUUGUCUCAGCCGAUAUUGAUGAAGAUGCAAUCAGUAGGAUAUUCCGAAUUUGUAACAUGGCCAGGCCACAGGACGGUUACCGCAUUGUGCAACACCUCCAGUACAUAGGCUGGCCAGCCUACAGGGACACUCCUCCAUCAAAACGCUCCAUACUAAAAGUGGUCCAGCGACUGGAGAAGUGGCAAGAGCAGUACGAUGGGAGAGAAGGCAGGACGGUUGUACACUGCCUGAAUGGUGGAGGUCGCAGUGGAACAUUCUGUGCUAUCUGCAGCGUUUGUGAGAUGAUCCAGCAGCAGAACAUCAUUGACGUAUUUCAUACUGUGAAAACCCUACGGAAUAACAAGGCCAACAUGGUGGAGACGCUGGAGCAGUAUAAAUAUGUAUAUGAAGUUGCCUUGGAAUACCUGAGUUCCUUCUGAGUCAUUUUCCUGUGGGGGAGGAUGAUGUUUGCGAAGAUGACCUCUGGCCCAUGGCAGGUCCUGUGUGGCUGAGAUGCUGUAUGCAUGGUGACAGUGGCUUGCCAGAAGUCACUGAGAUUGAGAGCCUGCCCUGUAGAGAGAGGUCACAUAUUAACCCAGUUUGGGUCCAAACGUUGACUCCUGUGAGAAGCAUCUGCAGCUUCAAAGAAAUAUUUGCAGAAGGCAACCCACAGAAAGCACAUUGAGCAGUAAUGCCUCUUAAUUUCACAAACCUUUUCUUUCUUUAGCACUGGACAUUUUAUCUUGGUGCUGACUCGUUCUGCCCAGCUCUUUGGACACACUCAAUCAUUUUUCUCUGCUAAUGUAUUUUUCAUACCCUCUUCUACUUCCCAUCAUAUGCCUUACCCUCUUCUGGCCACCUAUGUCCAAUAUGGUCUAUAUACAAUUAUUUCCAUUGACUGGGACACUGAAUUAUCAUAGAGAAACUACACACCAGAUGCAGACCUCCAGCCAUUUUCUUAAAAUGUUUGUCCGUCAUAAAAAUACACCCAUACAUUGCUCCACUGCCAGAGGCACUAUUAAGUGUAAAGGAUGUCUCUCUUAAAGUCUCCUCUGUGAGUUUGGUCCCCGUCAUACUUCUACAAGCAAGAGUCCUUCUGCAUCAUUUGCAGCUCAGGACUCCAGGGUACAGGUGAUGUGGUCUUGUCUACUUUAUAAUGAUGCGUCUUUAUUUAUUGCUGUAAAUGUUUUGGGGUGGGUGAGAGCCGUUUGUAUUUUGGGGGAAAAUGUCUUGCAAUGAAACGUCCAAUAAAAUUGUGAUGUCUCUUUUCUUA
Pelobates fuscus (common spadefoot toad) is the source of this 5765-nucleotide messenger RNA. RefSeq names its product protein tyrosine phosphatase receptor type T (gene PTPRT). Gene Ontology annotation, biological process: protein dephosphorylation. Gene Ontology annotation, cellular component: membrane. Gene Ontology annotation, molecular function: protein tyrosine phosphatase activity; protein binding. NCBI's taxonomy places the organism in Eukaryota, Metazoa, Chordata, Amphibia, Anura, Pelobatidae. The transcript is spliced from 35 exons. The record is from RefSeq and is a predicted model, not a curated record. Bases 388 to 4932 code for a protein of 1514 amino acids.